Messenger RNA from Vicia faba (fava bean), 423 nucleotides. The record is from the annotation of a GenBank genome assembly. Lineage: Eukaryota; Viridiplantae; Streptophyta; Magnoliopsida; Fabales; Fabaceae.
AUGAUGGAACAGAGGAAAUUCACCAGGAAAAGAAGGAUACUAGAAAGGAUAUUCCUCAGAGGGAGGUUAAUCUUGAUGUUUGCAACCCUCUCGAUUUGGUGGUCUCGAGCUUGGGUGGUCUCGAGCUUGGGUGGUCUCCACAAUCCACUCUACUUUGUCUCUCAAGAGCCAACGACUUCAGAUUCUCAAGUUUCUUCAUUUAUGGAUGCUACUCAGGCUUGGGUAGAUAAAGGCAAAGAUGUUACUACUGCAUAUGCUAAUUUUUUACACAACUUUUGGGAGAAUUUGGAGGAUCCUGAUAACGGCCCUUCGCUCAAAGAGGGUGCUUUCACUACAGCCAUUUCUAAACUUAACAGGAAGCAGGCAGUUAAGAAAAAACACACUACUAGGUUCCAAGCAAGCCUUAAGAAGAGUUUCCUAUGA